AUGGCGGUAUGCGACAAGUGGGUCGCGCUCAAGAUAGUAGAGUUCGCGAUGUGCGUGGCGUGCCUGGUCGCCAAGCGGAUCUCCGCGGACGACGAGGCUCGGUUGGCGCUGCUGCUGCAGAAGCUGUCGAGGGAGUGGUCUCUGCUGACUUCGGUCACGUGGGACUCCGUGGGGGGCGCCUUCGCCGACGCCGUGUACGGAGGUUAUGUGAUUAUAACAUUCGGGUUAAUAGUGGCGCGAGUAUUCCAAGAGAUCCCGCGGGGGAGGCGCAUUCUGGAAGGCAUCUUCCUCGGUUUCGGUAUGCUGUUCUUCCUUGUCCUGGGCGGACUGGAAUUGGCUUCGCUGGACUCCAUACCGAGGAACUUGGUGGUGAACGCCUCGGUCCUCGGCUCGUUCUCUCUCGCGGUCGCCGCGCUGUUCCUGCUGGACCUGAUGGGGCCGAGGGCCUAUUUCGCCAGCCACCACGCUCAGACCGACGCCAUCACUUCGCCGAGGCCGGAGAAGAAGGUCUCCAUAGCGACCCCGCCUAUCGUCAACGGCGGCCUGGCCAACGGAAAGUCCAACGGCCACGUUCCCGUCGACCGACCGAAAGACCUAGAUCUCGAGAAGAGUGACAAAGAAGAGAAGCUUAAGAAAGCGAACCAGACCGAUCUGUUCGACGAGCCCGACGGCGGUUUCGCGAAAACCGAGGACGCCGUCGAGAGGGUUCUGGAAAAGUCGAAGUACGGCUCACUGCGCAACAGUUUGGGACACGAGAACUAUGUGAAACUCUCGGAGCCGCUCGCCGAGCCGGAUCGUUUGCACUACGAGAUGGAGCUGGCCAAAUUCAACGAGAGAUACUUCAGGGAUUACCUCGAUAGGAUAGACGGAAAGCUCUCCGUCAGGGAGGACUAUCUGCCGGAGCUGCAGACGCCGGUCUUCUCGAAGGUGAAGACCGGCAGGCUGAAGAGUCUUUACGACGACGUGUCGCCGACGUACGAACAGAAGAGGCAGUCGAAGUCCCCUUCGAGAGCGAAGACCGUCUCCAGCCCCACGCUGCAGCAGCUGGAGGACUAUCUCCGCGGCUCCACGAGGUCCAGGCGAUCGGAGACUCCGGCGCUGUUCCCAAUGGAGCCGAUCGAGGAGAGAGACAGGGAGGGGGCGGAGGUGGAGGGCCGCGCCUCUGGCACUCCCACCGACCCCGGCUACGUCCAGUACACGGCCGGCAGGUGGCCGGAGAAGAGAGAAAUCAGGACUCCGCGACACAGCCCCACU
Iphiclides podalirius (scarce swallowtail) is the source of this 1254-nucleotide messenger RNA. The record is from the annotation of a GenBank genome assembly. NCBI's taxonomy places the organism in Eukaryota, Metazoa, Arthropoda, Insecta, Lepidoptera, Papilionidae.